CUAAAGAAAAUAGAAUAGAAGACUCAAGAAAGAUUGUUUACAUGAAAGUGGAAUGAAAGAGAAAAAACAGAAGGAAAGGAAGAGCAAAAAAGAAAGAGAGAGAGAGAGAGAGAGAAAGAAAAGUAGUUGCUGAGGUCUGACACACCCACCACCCAUUGACGACCGCCACGCGACCCUUCCCUUAGACUGUUCUUCCGCCGCCUCGCUCACCCCUCUUCCUCAGGCGGCCAGUCGUCCUUCCUCUAUUUCAAUCCCACAGAUGACAGAUCCCUCCUCCUCCACUUCUUGGCUGCGAUUCUUCUUUUGGGGUAGCUCUGAUCAGAGCAGUGAACUGCGGUUUUCCGGUGCUUUAUUCUGGUUCCAUUUUCAUCCUAUAAUAAUAAACCCACUGCACCUUUACUGAACACAAAACCCAAUUCCCUGAUAUCUCGCUUACCCCCAGAUUAAGACCUCUCCUCUCUGACUUUAUACACGUACACACUCCUCUUUCUUCAGAUAGCAGGAAAAAAAAAAAAGCAGCUCUUUACCUGUGUCUCUGUCUCUCUGCCUUCUUUAUUGGAGAGAGAGAGAAAGGACCGGGGUGGUGAAAAUCUUUUGAGGAUUUUGUUGUGUUAAUUCACAUAGAAAAUCUUCCGUUUUUCAUUCAACAGUCAAGACUAGAGCCUUGGUUUUUUGGUGGGUUAGGUUGGAGGGAUUGGGAACGAGAGGAUUGCAUGCACAAGGUAAAGAUGGCCGUUAGUUUGUGCACUGUGUAGAUUCUCAAAGCCUAGAGACAGACACGUUGUUGAGUUUCCAAAACUGAAACGCUCCAAAUUCAGCCCUCCCCCAAAACCUGCAUGCACCUUUCUUGAUAUAUAGACAAAGAAAAAAACACAAGAAGAAAAACCACACCCCACAAAAGAAAAAGAUUUAGAGAGACAAGAUGCAGCAAGAGAGAGAGGCAGAAGGACCGGAAGACAUGAAGCAACAACAGCAUCAAGACCGGAGACUGAAGCCUUUGCAAGCCGAUCAAAAUCAGCAGCAACAUCACCAGCCUCAAAAAUGCCCUCGCUGUGAGUCUCUCAACACCAAGUUUUGCUAUUACAACAACUAUAGCCUGACUCAGCCGCGUUACUUCUGCAAGACUUGUAGAAGGUACUGGACUCAAGGAGGAACCCUCAGAAACGUCCCCGUCGGCGGCGGUUGUCGGAAGGGAAAGCGUGCCAAAACCUCCUCAUCUUCCGGUGAGAAUUCACGGUCGACGACUCAGCAGCAGCCACAACAAUUAGUACAACAAAAUUUGACAAACCCACCACCUACAAUCCCCUCUAAUCCAGCUAUCCAAACCAGCCCGGCUCUACAGACAACUAAAGAAGGAUCGAUCCCUUCAAUUGCGCCUUACUAUGGGGGAGGUGGCUAUUUGUCUUCUUUGGGAGCAAUCCAAUCUUUGAAUCAAUCACAUUCUUUCAGUCAAUCUCUCCAUGUUGGGGGUUCUUCAAAUAUGGAUCUGCUUCAGGGGUUUACUCUCCCUUCUUUCGGAUCACAGCAUCAGCAGCGGCAAAUUCAGCAAACGCAAUUUUAUCAAAUGGGUAACAGAGAUAGAGGCAUGGAAAAUCUCUAUCCGACUGAAGAGACUUUGAUUCAAUCGAGCAGGCCUACGACUACUUCCCAGGAUGAUUGGCAUCAGACCUUUAUGAGCAAUACUAACCCUACGGCAUCUGAUGCCGCCGCUUUGUGGAGUUUUAGCACCAUUACCUCCACUACUGGAAACACUAACAGCAAUAUUCCAAGCCAGUGGCCAAAUCUGCCAGGAUAUGGCCCUCCUCCGUGACCUUCUUGAUCACCCAGCUGAUUCCUGAAGAGCGAAAGCUGGGUAAAACUUGGCCUUGAUAGAUUUGUGGAAUUCUUUACUUCUGUAUACAAAUGAGUCCCAUUGGACCUCUUAUCUAUUUACCCUUUUGUCUACUUGAUUUAGUUUGGAUGGUUUUUAGGGUAUGAUUUGGUGCAUCAUGGAACUAAGAGUGGUAAGCAUUUUGUGAUGUUGUAAAUGAAGGAAUAGCGGCAAUGGAUCGCCUUAA
Molecule: messenger RNA, 2057 nt
Organism: Alnus glutinosa
Lineage: Eukaryota; Viridiplantae; Streptophyta; Magnoliopsida; Fagales; Betulaceae
Product: dof zinc finger protein DOF2.1-like
Exons: 2
Coding region: 923-1810 (295 amino acids)
Biological process (GO): regulation of DNA-templated transcription
Molecular function (GO): DNA-binding transcription factor activity; DNA binding
Source: RefSeq, a predicted model, not a curated record